AUGGCUGCAGUAUGGCGUUGCAUGUUGGCAGUGGUGGCGGUGAUGUGCGUGUGUUUGUGGGGUUCCACUGAGGCUGUAGGGGGGGCAAAGAGUCGGCCGCGACCCCAAAGACGACCUCCGAGGAAGCCAAAGGUUGAGCCUAUUGAUGCGACCCCACCUGCACAGAACAUAGACAUACAGCGGAUGACAGGAAUAUGGUACCUGCUAAACACCGCCUCCAAAUGCUCCUACCUGAUUAAUCACGGCACCAAGGUGGAGCCGACAGUCCUGAACCUCACACGCUCCUCUGCCUCUGACAAAACACUGUCUGUCAGCACGAAAACGCGACAUAAUCACCAGUGUUGGGAGAUAUUACAGGUGUACGAUCUAUCACCAACUCCUGGCAAGCUAACACUUAAAGGAGCUCGUCCUGAGCUGAACACUGAGAUAGUGAUCGGGGAGACGGACUAUGAGUCCUAUGCGAUCAUGUACUACCAGAAACGUGGCAAGAUCACCAUGAAACUCUAUGGCAGGUCUGUCGACGAUCUGUCCGAGCCGACGUUGACCAAGUUUGAGCAGCUCGCUGAAAAACAAAAUUUGGGACUGGCAUACCUAUUCCCCUUCCCCACCUACAGUCACUGUGGUGCUGUGGACCAGGACCAUGUAAUCAAUUGUGUCCCCACAUGCUGA
Messenger RNA from Chelmon rostratus (copperband butterflyfish), 669 nucleotides. It is a transcript of the gene c8g, whose product is annotated as complement component 8, gamma polypeptide. Gene Ontology annotation, cellular component: membrane attack complex. Bases 1 to 669 code for a protein of 222 amino acids. Gene Ontology annotation, biological process: complement activation. Lineage: Eukaryota; Metazoa; Chordata; Actinopteri; Chaetodontiformes; Chaetodontidae. The transcript has 7 exons. The record is from RefSeq and is a predicted model, not a curated record.